Sabethes cyaneus is the source of this 651-nucleotide messenger RNA. RefSeq lists its product as uncharacterized. Bases 1 to 651 code for a protein of 216 amino acids. Lineage: Eukaryota; Metazoa; Arthropoda; Insecta; Diptera; Culicidae. The record is from RefSeq and is a predicted model, not a curated record. The transcript is spliced from 2 exons. Gene Ontology annotation, molecular function: protein dimerization activity.
AUGGCAAUUAAUGAUGUUCAACAACUAAAAGGAAAUCCGUUUGCUGCCCAACUAGUAAAAACGUUAACAGAUCGCCUGGUGAAAUUGAAGGAAUCGCAAGCUUUUCAAAUGUGUUUAUAUAUUGACCCUCGCCUGAAUUUUUUAAACUCGAAACUAUUUACCAAUGACGAGAAGCAACUUAUUCAGGUAUGUUGGGUUACCACAUGGAACAGAAUCAGUAAAUUGAAACCAUCUCCACUAUCUAGUCUAAUGGCAGAAAGUGAAGCAAACAGCUCUCAAGUUGAUGAUGUUAUUACUGAACUUUUUGGUGGGACUUUAUCAAAAACGGAUAAUGAUAAUGAAUCAUCUUUUGUUCAACAGUUAAAGGCACUAGAUGCUGAACCACGGCAAAGUCAUACAAGUGAUAUAUUUCAACAUUGGUUGAAACGAAGAGAAAGCCACCCGGAAUUGUUUGAAGUAGCCAUGGUUGUGUUGGCGACUCCAUCAAAUCAGGUGUCCGUGGAACGAGCAUUUAGCGCCCUCGCUUUAGUGUUGUCACCGCACAGAACUGGCUUGGGUCAAGACACAUUAGAAAACAUUUUAUUAAUUAAAUUAAAUAGAGAUAUCUUCCAGAAGAUACCAUCAUACGAAUGGAUGGACUUAAAGGAAUAG